Molecule: messenger RNA, 300 nt
Organism: Naegleria fowleri
Lineage: Eukaryota; Heterolobosea; Eutetramitea; Acrasida; Naegleriidae
Exons: 1
Coding region: 1-300 (99 amino acids)
Source: RefSeq, a predicted model, not a curated record
AUGCUUAAAAUUACAAGUCAGACAUGUGUGGUCGAUAUAACUAAUCUUGUUCCUGGUUAUGAAAUGGUUAAAACAAAUAUUCCAAAAAGAAAGGGUUACAAGUUGAACAAGAUUAAAGAAAAAGAUUGGCCUAAAACUCAAUCUCUAUCAGAUACAACAUCAGAACAAAAAGCAUUUGAUCUUGUUUCAACUUCAGAGGAAAUGAUUGAGAAAGCUAAAACAUUAUUUCAUGCUCUUAAUUGGCAAUGUGUUAUUGAUCGACAGAAAGAAUUUGUGUGUUCUCCGGACCCAAUUCGGUGA